Messenger RNA from Tetrahymena thermophila SB210, 3843 nucleotides. Its product is annotated as zinc finger lsd1 subclass family protein. The record is from RefSeq and is a predicted model, not a curated record. The transcript is spliced from 13 exons. NCBI's taxonomy places the organism in Eukaryota, Ciliophora, Oligohymenophorea, Hymenostomatida, Tetrahymenidae.
AGUCUAUUGAAUUUAACCAUAAGAAGAUAAUUAUAUCGAAAAGCAAAACAAAUAUAGCUGACACUUAUAAAAUUAAAAAUUGUAACAAAAAUGAAACUAAAAACAAAUUAAAAAUACUUCUUAUUAAACCUCAUUUAUUUAUCAUAUUUCAUUGAUCUAGCUUUUUCAGAUUUGUUAUCUAGCCAAAGUUACCUACUUUAGGAGCUUGAUUAAGAUGUCUUAGAUCCAUCAUUAAAAUAAUUGUGGGAGAAUUCUAAGAUAAUACAAUGUGAAGACACUGAUUUUAUAGAAUUUGAUAAUAAAUAUAUUUUAUCUUCAACCUCUUAAAACGAAAAUUCUUAUCUUAAAAGAGAUUUUGAGAUACCAAUUCCUCAUUAUAAAAUAUCAUUAUCAUUUGAAAUUUUGCUUUUAAAUAGCAUGGAGAAAAACAACGCAAUAAAUAUUUAAUAUGAUGGCAUGCAGGGAGGGAUCAUUAUUUUUGAUCACGAAUAAGCGAGGCCAUAUUGCUUUAAAGGCUAAAAUUAAAUUCUUGAGUUUUACUAGAUGUCAUUUAUUCAUAAUACAUAAAAUUUGGUGUUGAAUCUAACAAGAUUAGCUCAACCAGGGUCAAAUGAUAUAGCACCCUAUGAUUUUGCAUUGAAGAAUAUAUUUAUUGAAGUACAUUAAUGCCACUAAUCAUGCUCUAAAUGCAGUGGGCCAAGUCAUAAUGAAUGCACAGCCUGUCCAGAAGGAGCAAGUUUGACUGAUAACACAUGUACUUGCUAAAACGGAAAGCUCUUCUUGAAUUAUAAAUGUGUAGAUCAAUGUAGUUAUAAAUACAUAUAAGAUCAUUCAAGCUAGAGCUGCAUUUAGAAUAAUUGUAAUAUCAGCUAAUGCUCUUAAUGUGACUCUGAUAAAUUUAAUUACUGUGAGUUAUGUUAAAGUGACUUUUUUAACUACGAAGGUUAAUGUAUUAAGAGAUGCCCAUUGUGGACAUUUUAAUAAGGGCAAAAAUGUAUCAUCAAAAUCAUAUAAACAUCUAAAAGUUCUAGCUUCCUCCUUCAAGGACUGUACAAUUAGUUUUUAUCUUAGGAUGAAGCUAAUAGCCUUUAAUUAUAAUACUCUGGUUUUUCUUCAACCUAAUAAAGCUAAGUUAGAUAUUGUGGUAAUUAAUUUUACGUUGGUGGUCCGCUUCCUUCUACAAAUUAAAUCUUUAUAAAAAAAUCUAUUUCGUUUAUACCUCCUCAUUACAUGCUAACUUUAAGUUUCAACUAUGUUUUGAUUGAUAUGGCUAUCAAUGAAGGAUUUAAGAUUCUUAUUGAUGGAAGAAUUGUAGCAUUUAUUUAUCAAUCUAGCGAAAACUUGUCAAAAAAUUAAAAUAUUUGUGGAGCAAGCUAGAUAGACACUAUUGACUCAUUUAGUUACACAUUUAAGCACAGUUUAUAGAAUAUAACAAUAGAAAUUUAUAUGCAAUUAACCUAGCCUUUCACCACAUAAUCAUUUGGCAUCAGAGAUAUUCUUAUGAUAUCUUAAAAUUGUAAUGACAAUUGUGAAGAGUGUAAUUAACAAGGGGUUUGCACAUAAUGCCAGCAAGAUUUUAUGUUUUAAGAAAGUGAUAACACAUGCAGAAAAAAUUCCUAAUGCUCCCCUGGCCACUAUAGUGACCUUACAUAAAAAAAAUGUUUGAAGUGUCAUUCACAAUGCAAAACUUGCUCAGGAUCAUAAAUUAAUUAGUGCAUGUCAUGUUAAAAUGGAAAAUAUUUAUCUGACUCUAAUUGCGUUGAGCAAUGCCCAGCUGGAAGCUUUUUGAAUAAAUAAAGAGAAUGCCAAAAUUGUAAUUCUACUUGUUAGACAUGUUCAGAUGAUAGAGUUUAUAGCUGCCUAACAUGCCCAUUAUAAUUAGUUUAUUAAGAAGGCUAUUGUCUAUAAGAAUGUAGUUCUGGAUAUUAUUUUUAAAUGAGUAAUAGAUCAUGUUAUAAGUGCUCUUCAUAGUGCAAAGAAUGUUUUGGACCUGAUUCUGAUCAAUGUAAAAGUUGUCAUGAAUAAAAAUACAUACUUGAUUCAUAAUGCGUAAAUAGUUGUCCUUAAAAUUAUUUUGUCUCUACUGCAAACAUAUGUGAAAAAUGUGAUGAAGGAUGUAGUAAGUGUGAUAAAAGUAGCAGUAAUUGCUAAGAGUGUAAAAGCGGUUAUUUAAUGCUUAAAAAUUAAUGCUUUUCUGAACCACCUGCUGGAUACUAUUUAGAUGGAAAUUAAUUUAAAGAAUGUUUUUAAGGGUGUGCAAAAUGCAUAAAUUCUAGUAAAGAUAGCUGCUUAUCUUGUAUGUAAAACUAUUUCACAUAUUAAGAUAAUACUUGUGUUGAUAAAUGUCCUGAGGGAUUUUUCCCUAACUAAAAUAAAUAAUGCUAGAUGUGCUCUGGCUAUUGCAAAACUUGCACUAGUUUUUACGAGUGCACAACCUGUAACUACGGUUUAUUUGAGCUGAAUGGAAAAUGUGUAAGCGAAUGUCCUUCUUAAAUAUAAUAUUUCCAAGACGAAAUAGAUUUAAAGUGCAUAAAGUGCAACUCAGAAUGUCCAUAAUAAGGCUGUAAAGGUCCAACUAUAGAAGACUGUAUAGACGAACAAAUUCAAAUUCAAGAUACAAUGGUUUCCAAAAUAAUAUUUAUCUAACUUUCUUUUUGGAUAGUUUGCUGUAUCGUUGGCUAUAUGUUGGAUAAAUUUUAAUCUAAAUCCUAUUUAAACAAAAACAGAAUUAAUUAAUAAGAAUAUGAAGAAGAAAACAAGAGAGAGGAUAAAAAAUAAAUGAGACUUCCUACGAAAGAGAAUUAAAUGAAAGAAAUUAAGCUAAAUUUCAAAAAAAAUUCAUCAAGUCUCCCAAAAAGCUACUAAAUAAUGUAGCAAGACUAAAACAUUAACAUUCAAAAAAUAGAAUUUCCUCAAGUAAAUAAAGAUUGUAAAGAGGACUUAUCCUUUACUAAUGACAAUAUAAGCGUAAACAGUAACUCUCCUACUAAAAUUGGUUCAUAGACAAGCUUUAACAAAAAUUCAAGUAUAGUAGGUUUAUUUAGUUCAGUAACCUAAUUUAUGGAAAAGGUAGCUUCAACUCCAGAAGGCUCUCCAAAAUCAGCGAAGCUUAAAGAAAAAGAAAAUAAUUAGAUAUAAAUGGACCUUUCUUAAGCUCUACAAAUUUAUUAAGUCAAUCAGAAAAAUAAUAAGCAGGAGAUUUUACCAACAUUUUCAGGAGAUGUUGAAUGCAUAACCAAAUUUGAGAACAAAUCUUUAUAAAAAAUGCAAGAUUCUGAUAACUCUGAAUUAUUAAAUGAAUAAUCUAAAUUUAAUUAAAAAUUAUACUUCACUCUGGCUGGUAAUGAAAUAGUGUCUUUUUUCGUAUUUUAUGAUCACAAAUAGAGCAGAAUAACAAAAAGCAGCUUAUUCUUCUUAAAAAAUAUAUUUUUAAUUAGCUUUCAAAUAUUUGCAUUGAUGGAAAAUUCAUUGUAACUAUCAUUCAUUUCAAUAUUGUUAGGAAUAACCUUGAAGGGAAUCAUUUCUAAAUCUCUUAUCUAUAUAAAAACAUAUUAGAUAGUUAAAAUAGCUGUAUCCUUACUCAUAACAAUUGCUGCAUUCUUUUUGCUUAUGACAUAAUUAGUUUAUCCUGAAUUAAAAGAAAUCAAAUACAGCUAUGAUAGAAAGUGGGCAUUAUACUAUCUUUUUGCACAAACAAUUGAUAUAGUAAUAAUUCAAUCAAUAAUUUCCUUCUUGAGCUAUUAUAUAACCAGAAAAAAUACAAUCAUGAUAAGACAAACAAAAUUAUUCUUAGCAAUGAAGUUCGUUUUUAGGAGAGAAUAAUAUGAACAAAAAUUUGAAUGA